This is a messenger RNA of Lucilia sericata (common green bottle fly), 11317 nucleotides long. RefSeq lists its product as uncharacterized. Lineage: Eukaryota; Metazoa; Arthropoda; Insecta; Diptera; Calliphoridae. The record is from RefSeq and is a predicted model, not a curated record. Gene Ontology annotation, cellular component: transcription factor TFIIIC complex. Gene Ontology annotation, biological process: transcription by RNA polymerase III. Gene Ontology annotation, molecular function: protein binding.
UCUAUGAAAAGAAAUCUGUAAAACGAGGUGUGCUUCUAUAAGCAGAACAAAUUUGCAAAAUUUUGCAAAUAAAACAAAUUUAUUUUACAAAAAAAGUGUUAAAAUUGAAAAUUUAUUUAAAAUUGUAUACAAUUUGAAGAAAAUUUUAACUAAGAAAUAAAAUAAAAGGCAAAGAAAUAAUUAAAGAAAAAAAGCACGCGUCUCAAUGACGUCGUUAUUGAUGGUGUCUGCCUGCAGUGUGUGUGAAAAGAAAAUGAUAUAGAAGAAACAAAAUGUGAAAAAAAUGAUGUAAAUUAAUAGGCAGUUGUUGUAAAUGAAAAAAAAAAUAAGUUUUAUUAAAAAGAAAUAAAUAGUGUAAAAGAAAGUUUUUCAAAAUGAAUCCCACUGCUACAAAUGACAGCAGUGAGGUAGCCUCCAGUGUGUUACCUAGUACAGCUAAUGAAGCUGGCUCUGAAGCCAACAAUGCCACAACAGCUGUAGUAUCUAAUAGCAGCUCCAAGCCUAAUGCAGAAGCUGUUUCAGGACCUGCUGUAAGCAACGAAAGUAAUUGUUUGACUACUACGGCUAAUGCCCCCAUCAAGCGUAUAAUACGUCAAGUAACACCUGGUGUAAAUCCAACAGAGACUCCGAGUCCUGUUACAACCAGUAGUAAUCUGCCUGCAACACCUACCGGUGGCUCUCAAAAGCGUGUUAUACGCAAAAUAACCCCUAUUGAUCCGAAAAAAUUACAACAGGCCGGUUUAGAUCGUAAAAUAGCAGAAGCCUUAAGUAAACAAAAGUCCCUGCAGGCCCCUAAUAAAACAACAAAUCGCAUUUUAAAUAACCAAACAAAAGUAACUCCCACAGUUUCCUCUGUGGCCGCUACAAAUGUAACAAAUACAGUGAAACUACAAACAAAACCUUUAAAUACUGAAGAACAACCUUCACCAGCUAAACCUUUAUUACUGGCUAAAAAUAUAAUACCACCAAAAAUUACCAUAACGGCACCGGAUCCACAACCAGAAUUGGAUACACCUGAAUUGGCUGGUUUAAAUUCCCAACAACGUUUAGUGCAUGUUAAAAAUUUACUAAAUAAAAAGUUAAUGGAAAAGAAAAACUCACCAAAUAAUGACAAACCUAAAAUGUAUAUACAUUUAAAACCACCAGCACCCUUAACGGGCAGCCCUAUAACGGCCUCAAGUCCUUUAGGACCAAAAUUACCCAUGAAACCAUUAAGUGCCAAGAAAGACACACCUAACCGCUCAUCAGCAACAGAUCCCAGAGGUUAUACUGUUUUAAAAGAACCAGAAAUAUCGACCCCUCCCUUAAAGCCAUACAAAACUAAAACUCCUCAAAAAUCUCCUCAAGAUAUAGCCCGAAAAUUAGAUUUCCAAAUGGAGGAGGAAUUGAAAAUAACACAUCAACAGCCGGCAAAAAGAACUUAUAUAAAGUUCAAUAUGACAGAUAAAGUGGCAGUUAAAACAGCACCCUAUUAUGGAAAUGAUGCGAAUAAAAUUGACACGGAUAUCACGGCUUUAAAGGCACAACAUGGAGCCACAAAUGUAAUACCAAAAGCUGCCAUAAAGGCAGGACAGCAUCAACAGCAGACCGAUAAUAAUACACCAGGUUUUAGACCUUACGAACCCACUGGACUUAAGCUAAACUCUCAGGAUAAAAUGUCUCCUACAACAACCAAUAUGGCCACAGAUUUCUCCACACAAACUAAGGAUAUAAACAAAAUUCCCAAAGCCACCAUAAAAACUGGACAGCAGCAAUCACCAAUCACUAGCUUAGAUACUAAUACAACACCUAACUUUAGAUUUUUCCAGCACGCAGAACAAAGUCUUAUAAUUCCAAACUCAACUGAUGUGAUUCCUCUAAGAACUCCCUAUAUGGCAGCUAAUGCAGCAGCAGCAACCUCAGCAAAAUCUAACUAUAAUCAAUCGCCUUUACAAACAGCCCAAAAUAUACGUUAUUUCCAAAAUCUAGAACAUAGAACAGACUAUUCCCAUAAUAUGCCCACAAAAACACAUUUUCCCAUAACAAAUAUGGCGCCGGAUUAUCAAAGUGAAUAUUUAAAACAACAGAGAAUAACUUAUCAGCCCAAAAGUUCAACAACAAGUGACUACAGUGAAAUACCCAAAGCCGCCAUAAAGGCGGGUAAUAGUAGCCAACAAUACUCCUAUUUACCUUAUAGUUAUAAACAACUUAAACAAUCGGAACAAAAGAUAGACUUUCCAGAAGUUUCUCCACUUAAAACACCAUUUCCUACAGUUAAUGUACCUAAGGAAACACCUUUGCCGACCAUAGACUCCUUUAAAAAGCCUUAUCCUUUGGUUAAUGCAGCUGCCUACUAUGAUUUGCAGGCACAAAAUCAAAAUUUACAUAAAAUUUUACCACCAACGGACUAUAUAAACAGCAACUAUGAGUCCUUGUAUACCCAGGCCAAUUCAACAUCACUAAUCAACAAUAAUAUACUGACUAAUGCGCUAGAGGCAAAUGAAAAUGUUGUGCAAACGGAGGCAGAGUCUAACAACUCUCCUAAUGCUAAUUGUUUAAUUGUUUUGGAAAAUAAAAUUCUUUCACAAGAUGAAAUGAUAGAUUUGACCGAACUACGCUUGUCUAACAGUAAUACACCACGUUUUAUUAAUCCCCAUAAACCCAUACCGGAACUGGUUAUAAAACAAGAAAAAGCUGAUGAGUAUCCAGCCACAAAUACUCCUCCUUCGGCGCUAAAUACUAACCAGGAAACAACAUUAAACCAAAUUGAAAUACCUCCAGAAAUAACAACAGAUAACAAGGGAAAGCCUUGCGAUAAAGUGGUUAUAACUAAUGGUCCCAAUAAAAAAAUCAUUAUAAAUGCCCAAAAACUUAAAUUGCCUCCGGAACAGUUGGCAGAUUUGGCCAAAAAGAUAAAGGCCAGAACAGCGGCCACAUCACCGGCCACAUCACCGGCCUCCAAACAAGAAAAUAAACCCUCAGAUAUGCGCAUACUUAAUACUAAGGCCGGUAUAAGAAAAGUUUUAACACCGCUUAGUAGCAAACAUGCAGCCUAUGUUUUGCCUAAAAAUACCGCAACAGAAAAAACUAAUUCAGAAAUUUCAACAUCCAAUAACAAUCAUAUAAUAAACAAUAAAGCAAACUAUACAGAUCAUAACUAUCAGUUAAAAUCGAAACAAAAUUAUGUUCAACCAAAUAUUGCAGCAAAAAGUUUCUUAAACAAAGAAUGUGAUUUAAAAUCACCGAAUAAAGUUUCAACUGAGAACACUGAAACGGACUCAAACAAAUCUGCGGAUAUUAGUUUGAUACAAGUUAAAGAAGAACCUAAAACUUUGGAUAUUAAUGAUAAAACACAAGAAGAUUCUUGUGACUCGGCAAACUUUGAAGCUUCUACUUAUAUAGAUUCUAGCUUUUCUGAUUAUCGCCAAUCGGCUGUAGAAAUUAUCGAUGAACCUAUGGAAACUGAGGAUUGUUUUUCGGCUGUAGAUUUCAUAACAGCCCUCAACAAUACCAAUCCCAUAACAGAGGAAACUAGUUUAGAAUUAUCUCCGGAAGAGCUUAAUCUAAAUGCUUCUUGUACCAUGAAUAAUUUUUCACCUUUACGCAUACAAUCCUAUCCACCACAACGUCACCGAACCACAUCAGCUACUUUCAAAGCUUACGCCACAAAUCCUGAACAAAUGAGCACUAUAGUGAUAGAAAGUUCUAAGGGACCCGAGACAAUAUUAACCAAUGAGAGUCCCAAUAAGUAUGGAGCUUUGCAAAAGGUUAAGCUUUUAAAUAAUAUGGGUAUGUGUGAUAUGGAUAUAGAAAAACCGGAGGACAAUAAGAGUGAAGAAACUUCUGAUUCUCGUAAACAGCAGCAUUUGGUUUUAGAGCCUCUGAAAGAGCCUAAAAAUAUAGAUUUAACAAAUGUUAUAGUAGCCAGUGAUCCAAAUAAAAUAAAACUAAUAAUUUCACAAGUUUCACAAGGGAAAGAGGGUGAGAAUUUGAAUGCGAAUAAAUUAGCUUCCCCUAAAAAGUUGAAUAGUCCUAGGAAAGCUCAAACUUUGGCAACGAAAUCCUCAAAUGAAGACAAUAACUUAACAAAAGUUAAUGAAACUGCAAGUAAACAAUCUAAUGAUUUGACCACUUCUAAAGAAGUAGCAACGAAUCUUACAAUUAUACCAACAAAAUCGAGUGAUAAAGUUGAGGAACCAAAAGAGAUUACAGUUACCAGCAAAUCCUCAACUGAAGAAACACAAUUGAAGGAAUCAAAAGCCUCAAAAGCUGAAACAAUUGCUCACUCCUCUCCUCUAAAAGUAACAAAUUUGAAAUCUAUAUUAAAAUCUCCCAUAAUAGAUGUAGACCUACAGAAAGAUAAUUCUAACUCGACAGCCUCUAAGGAGACUUUAAUAACAAAACCUGCAGAAGCAGAUAAUUCCGUAAAGAGCUCCAAUAUUCAACAAACUUCCAUGGAAUCUGAGGCUACAAAGACAAGUGAAGCUGCAACAGCAUCAAUCUCCUCUACCGCGGUAACUACAAAACGUAUAUCCCGCUUUAAAAAGGGUAAAAUCAAUUUGGUGCAACGUAAUAAAGCUCCAGCUCAAAGUACAAAUAAACCACCAACUGUGGAUAAUGAUAACAAAGUUGAUCAUGAAAGUAAGUCUAAAGAACCUCUAGAUGAACCAGCUAAAGAGGAGAAGAGAGCAGAAGAGGCAGAAGUUAAUCAAGAAUCGAUAAAAUCAGAUCGAAGUCCAACUAAAAGUAGCGCUAACACGUCAACAAAAUCCGCACAACUUCAACAAGGAGAAGAAAUAUUACUUGAAGGAAAACCAACCUCCCAAAUUGCAGAUAAACAUAAUGAGUCGGAAUCAAAUGUAACCAAAACUACUGCUGAUAAAGAGAACCAGGAAAAAGUAGAAACUUCUAAUAAAAACAUCGACAAAUCUGAAGACUCUACCAAUAAACCAACAGUUACUGAAGGUAUGACAAAUGAUUCAGCUAAAACAUUAGAAAACAGGGAGGUUAUAAAUGAAGCAACACCUACAGACAUGUCUUCAGAUACAGCCCCUAGAAGUCCUGAUAAAAACACUUUAAUAGCGGAAACUAAACAGAAAGAUGCUAAAUCUCCACAAAAGCGCAAAACUCAAGAUGAAGGAGAUCAUUUACCAGAUAUUUCUGAAGUUACACCUGAAAAGGUACAAGCUACGAAUUCUGAAGUUAGCAAUGAACUUGAAAAUGUCAGCAAAAGUCCCGAGAAGCUACCAAAAUCAAGUGAAAUCUCGGAAAUUUCAACGCCUCAAAAGUCUCCUCAGAAUAUAGCCAGAAAACUAGAUUUUGAAACAGUUAAGGAGACAGAAGAAGCUUUAGAGCAAGAACAAGCCAAAGAAUCUAAAACAGUAGACACUAAUCAUGAAGAAAGCAGAAGUACAAAACUUCAGCAAGAUGAGGCUGUUAAUACAACACUCGAACAAACUUUAUGUCACCACAAACAGCACGAUGAAGAGUCUAAUGCUGCCGAAACUAAUGAAAACUUAAUUGAAAUUAAUGAAAUUCAAGAUAAUAUUGAAAAUAUUUCAUAUGGAAAUAUUGCAAAGCAAAAACAAGUCAAUAAAAAUGAAGAUUUAGAUCAGGGAUCUAGAAAUAUCUUAAAGAGCAUGAGAAAUGCUAAAGUAUCGCUUAUAGACAUAGUAAAACAUUCCCCGAUAAAAACGCCCGAACUCAAACCAGUGAUACCUUUUAAAAAGAAAACACCUGAAACUAAGGAUCCAGAAAAUGAAACUAAAGGCAUUAAAACUUUAAUAAAACAACUGAAGAGUCAUAAUAAAGAUAAGGAAGUUGAAGAACCAGAAGAAGAUAAAACUAAGGAAACUGCAGAAGCACCAGAAACUAGUGUAAAAGUUAAUAGAAGAAGUUUAACAAAAGUUAAUGAUGAAAAUCAAAAUGCUACCAUUGUACACAGCAAAAGAUGUACAAGAUUAAGUUUAAAUGAAAAAACUAUUAUCGCAACCACCACAGCUGCAAAACCAGCAGGCAACUCGAGAAAAAGACAUUCCACUAGACCGCUUAUAAGUGAUGACGACUUGGAAUUUUUACCCGUAAAUGCAGAAGUUAAAUUUAAACUUUCUAAAUCGAAAUCGAGCAGCGAAAAGGAUAAAACACCUGAUGCAGCUACAAAUGACAUAACAACACCCACUUCCACUUCCACGCUUACCAACCGCAGAACACGUCUUUAUUCCAAGCCAUUGGAAAUGGAUUUAUCCAAGCAUUCCUCUCCUUCAACUAAACGUACACGUUAUUAUUCUCAGACGUUGGAAACAAAUGUUACAAUUAGUUUCGAUGCCUUAAAGUCUGAUACAACUGCCAAUGUUUCUAGUCCCUUAAAUCGUUUAAAAACCUUUGGAUACGAAGAUUCUUGCCAUGAUAGUACACAAGAUUCUAACAAAUUAACACCCACCAGACAGCGUAAAAAGUUGCGUAAAACUUUGGAAGAUAUUAAGAAAUCGCAAAAGUCUCAUACGGAUACCGAUUCCGAGGAUGAGCGUGAUUUUGAUGAUUCCUGUCUGAAAGAUUGUGAGGAGGGUAGUGCAUUUUUGGGAUUUGAAGAAAAUAAUGAUACAAGUUUUAAAAAUACUCCAACAACUAAUAAGCAAAAGGAGACUAACGAUAAACUGGCAAAAACCAAAGGUAGCACUAUGAAAAAUUGGCUUACUACUGGUAAGGCCAUAGCACCAACGUUAGAGGAAGAGCACAUAACCGAAAGAAUACGGCAUGAUGAUGAAUUACCCGCAAGAACUCGAAGUAGUGCUAGUGGAGGUCUAAAACCAUUCAAAAAACGUUGGGAUCUAACUAGCAAUCGCCAUGAAGAGACUGAUAUUACCGAUGAUACAUCACCAGCUGAUGAUGAAGAUGAGAGUGCUGCUGAACAGAUAACAACUAUUAGAAAAUAUAAACGUGGCAUUAAAAAUGUGAUUGAUAGUAAUAAGGAACUAUUAGACAGUAAGAAACUAAAAUUAGAUGAAACAUUAGAGAAAACGCCCGAACAUAGAUUUAUUAAACCUCGACAUUUACGUACAAUGUCGAAAAAUUCUGGUACAGAUUCCGAAAGUCAUGAUGAAAGAUCUACAAAAACAUCACAGACAAGACUUAGGAUAAGAAAUUUUCAAGAAAACUUAGCAACUAGUGCUAAUUCAAAAAAUUCAGACCACGAUUCCGAAAAAUUCCAAGUUGGGGAAACUGUAAAUGAAACUUCUGCAACAGAUUCGGAUAACCCAGAGCGUAGAACUUCCAGACGUUCUAGAUGUCAGGUCAAAGAUGUGGAUAAAUUAAAUGAAACUUCUGGUACUGAGUCCGAUAGGCAUCGAGGCAAAGACACAAGACGUAUGCCACCCAAAGUUAGAAGAAAUGACAAAACUAUAGAAAAACAUUCCGGGAAUUUUGCAAUAGACUCUGAUUGUCAAGAUAAAACUGAAACGAGACAACACAAGUCUCAAGAGAGAGUUAUUAAGAAUACUGAAGAUAAAAGCUUAGAAUAUGCUAAGGAGUCUGACUCUGAUAAUCAAGAAGCAGGAGGAUCGAAACGUUUGCAAUCUAAAACUAAAGAUAAAGAUGCAGACAAUUCUCUGAAAGCCAAUAAUUCUAGCUCCGAUUGCCCUAAUAGCACAGAAACAUCACCAUUAAAGUCUAAAAGUACGGUGGAUAGUAAUCAUAACAUCAACAAAGAUCUAGAGAAAGCAACAGGCAAAGGUUUAACACCUAAAAAGGACUCGCAAGACUCCGAAAUUUUGAAAUCCAAAGAAAAAGCGGAAAACAUAGAUAUAAGUCACAAAAGCCAAAGCUUUGAAUCUAAUGAAUCGAAAAGUAAAAGGGCAAAGAGUUUGAAAUCCAAACACACGACAGAUGAUGAUAUGGAACAAAAGUUGGACAUUACAGAAAAGCACGACGAGCUUGAUAAUUCCAAGAACAAAGAUAAGUCAACAAAAAAAUCAUCAAAAGAUUCAAAAAAUGAAAUUAACACCCCUAAACUUUCAAAACAAGAAGAUAUUUCCACAACUAUUCCGGAAACAUCAACUAUUAAAACACCACAAAAUAAAACGAGCAAGAAAAAAGCGGGAAAAACUAAAGUGAAGACUGAACAAAUAUCUAAUACGCCCACGAUUGAAGAUAACUUAAAAGACACACCAAAAACUUCAGUAGUGAGGGCAUUAAAGAGAUCCUUAAGUACGGAUUCAUCUGACGAUGAGAUACCCACACCAUUCGGCAAAAAACGUUCGCAAAAAAAUCAUCCAAAACGAAAACUUAAAAUUGAAGAUUCUGACAGUGAUUCUACAGCAACACCUCUUAAGAAAGACAAUGGCAAAGAAAAUAAUAUAGAUAAUUUAACACCUAUAACAACUCCACGUUUAGCACUGGUUAAAAAUGAGACUCCAAGACAAGAGCAGGUAGAAAACCGAAAAAACUUUGCAGAAUGCAAUUUUAAUUCUCGUCUAUUGCUAAUAACAAAAAGAGAACAACUCGACACAGAAGAGGUUUUAACUGGAUCUAAUAUAGGAAGUGGACCCAAAUGUGGUCUUUGUUUGAAUCGCACUUCUAAAUGGACGUUACAUUUAGCGGAACAUUAUGGUGUAGGCUGGCAAGAUGGCCAAGAGAUGUUGAAAACCGUUCCGUGUUUUAAUUGCAUUCUUAAUUAUUUGAAAAAGACCGGAUCAAAAGGUCUGGCUUGUCGCAUGUGUAAAAAGGAAUAUCGUUCCGGCUUGGGUAUGUUAACACAUAUCGAGUCAUGUGGUGCACAAAUUGAACGUGUUAUAUGUGAAUAUUGUAAAAGGGAUUAUGCGCCAUCCACACUGCCAAUUCACGUGCGAUCUUGCUAUGCUAAAAUUGCACUUGAACAUCCAUCAAACGAUAACAAAUUAGAAGAAAAUAUUGAUAAACAUGAAGAAGUUUUUGGUAACACGGGUCGCUUAAAACGAAACUCCACAAUUAAAGCUGAAAAUAAACUUAAAGUUUUGGGGGAGGAGUUGGAAAAAGUAGGGGACACUACUAAAAACGAUAAAACGGACAUCGAUCCGAAAUCACGCAUUAGAUAUGUGGCACCAUUAGAUGAAGAAAACAUCACUAAAAAGUGGUCUCAAGAUAUUAAAAAUUUGGGCAAGGCCGUCUGUCCAAAGAAACGUUGUAAAUUUAGUAGCAACGAUUUAAAAGAAUUAUCUGAUCAUAUAAAAAAUUGUAAACAUAUAAAAUCGGGGUAUUUUUGUAAUUUCUGUCGUCGGCGAGCAUUUAAAACUGAAAAAGAAGCCGUUGAACAUGUAAUAAAAAGUCACAAGGGAGGACGUAGGAAAUCCGAUGAUUCGGAUUGUAAUUUAAAAACCGAUGAUGAACAAUCUUCCGAUGAUAAUGAUCUAUCCGAAGGUGUUGAUGAAAAUGAAGUUGAUUUUGAAGCUAGCGAGGAGGAUAAUGAUUAUGAUGAUGCUGCUGAUUAUGGUAAAAAGGGUAGAAAGAAACAAAGUAAAAAAUCUUCUAAUAAAAUGGAAAUCAAACAAAUUAUCAAUCAAGUCGUAAAAAAGUAUGAAGGUCGCUCCAAUGAUGUCACUAGGGACGUGUUUGCCAAAUGGAAGAACUUCUUAAAACUAAACUAUACCAGUGAACCACUCUAUAACGAAUUUACAACCCAGUAUUCGGUUCUAAACCAACAAGACUUUAAGAAAUAUUUACCAAGCAAACAAUUUCAUGAAAUUAAUUUCAAAACUAAAGCAGCCUUAACUCCCGUAAUUGGUGAGCCACAAACAAAUAUCGAAUGGUCUGAAUUAAGAAGAUAUGAAAGCAUUCAUAAUAAAUAUGACACUUAUUACUUUUUGGGGGCUCCAAUAAAACUAUGCUCCUGGCUGCCUUUACCCGCCCACGUCAAUGAACAAUAUCUAGCGGUAGUCUAUCGUCAAGAUAUGUUUAAAUUUGUUAAAUUUACUCAACCUACACAACAUCAUACUGUGAUUUUAAUAAUGAAAGUAACGCAUAAGAAUCAAAAACCCCAAAUAGAUAUACAUUAUGGUUUAGUGGUGCCCGAUGGUCCGGUACAUCAUAUUUCAUUUUUACCAAGUGGAGGUUAUGAUGAAUCAUCCAAUCGUUUAGGGUUAGUAGCUGUGGCCACAGUUUCCUCAGCUAUAAAAAUCUAUAGUUUGCCUCUUAAUGUUGAGGGGAAAGUAACAUCCUCCGAAUCUAAUAAUAACAAUAAAGAUAUAACUUUAAUUGAGGUAAAACCAAGUUUUCUUUUAAAUUUGGAUUUGAUACAUCAACAACAGCAUGUACUUUUAGAUACACAAUGUCUACAAAUAUGCUGGUCAGAGUUUGCCGGCCAUCAACACAUUUUUGCUAGUUUCGCCAAUGGUUUUAUUGGCAUCUGGGAUAUAACUAAUGAUCUUCAGCAGAAUCUUAAUCGUUUUGUAGAGAAUGAUAUUAUUAAUUAUGCUCCUCUUAACUAUUUCUAUGUGGGUGAAAAGAGUGUAAAGUGUUUUGCUUUACAUUAUGACACUUCUGGACCUAGAUGGUUGGCUGUUUCUGGUGCCUAUCGUAAAUUUCUUAUUUUUGACAUAAAAUGUUUUAUGCAACCGAUUGUUAUGAGAGAAGACGUUAAUAAAAAUAUUUUACUGUCGAUGGAUUGGUGUCCCUUGUGGGAGACACUAUUAUAUAGUUAUGGUGAUGAUAUUCCUAACAAUGGUCGCUGUGCAAUGGCUGUAAAUCCCACCAACUUAAUGUUUCCACAAAAUAAAUUGGACUUCAUGGUUUGUGGUGUUACCCAAGUGCAUUAUACACGUGACAAUAUGUGCGUUUCCACUUUGGAAAAUGGUGAUAUACUUUUCCUCGAUACCAGAGAAUUGCACUAUGAGUGUCCUGUGGGUAAAAAAUUUGGUGAAAGGCGUAUGCUUUGUGCCAUGGAUGUUAAGCAGUUGGAUGGUAAACCUUUGGCUAAAAUACCCAAAGGAAAUGAAAAGAAUCUUAAUGUUAAAGUACCCACGGAAUGGUCAAUGCAUGAUGAAAAUUAUAAGGAAAAAUAUGGUUUAGUAUUUGAACCGUUGCUAAAGCUUAAGGAAGAACAUAAAAGCGAUUAUUUAAGUGAACAGAGAUGUCCACCUACAAAUAUUAUACCUUUAAUGCGUAUUAAUACGUUACGUUGUAAUUUAAAUCUAAAUGCUAAAAAUUUAAUAGCUAUGGGCUAUGAAAAUGGUUUCCUACGUUUAGUAAAUUUUAAUAAGGAAAGGGAUAUUUGCUAAAAUUAUUUUAAAACAGUUAAAAAAUGUAAAUAAUGUAGAAAAGGCAGUUGUUAUAUUAUCUUAACGAAUAGAAAAUUUCUGUUAUAUUUUAA